UUCCCGGAGUUGCUGCAUAGACAGAACCACCAUGAUGGAAGCCAUCCAGGUUGCAAAUAUCACUUUUGCAGUUGACCUAUUCAAAAAAUUGAGUGAAAAGGAUAAAACAGCCAAUAUUGUUUUUGCUCCCCUUUGCACUUCGACUUCUCUGGCUCUCGCAUAUAAAGCUGCUAAGGGUGACACAGAGACCCAAAUGAAGCAAGGCCUCCAUCUAGAAGACGUCAAAGAUGUUCCUUUUGGCUUCCAAACACUAACAGCAGAUACUUCCAAACUUAGUUCUUUUUAUUCACUGAAAAUGGUCAAACGGCUCUAUGUAGAAAAGUCCCUAAGCCCCACUACGGAAUUUAUCAGUUCUAUCAAAAGACCCUUCCCAUCAGAAUUUGAGCUAGUCGAUUUUAAAGACAAAACAGAGGAUACCAGGGUACAGAUCAACAAAUCUGUUUCCGACUUAACUGACGGUAAAAUGGAGAACGUUUUGGUUGAGGGGUCUAUCAAUGACCAGACAAAGAUCCUCCUGAUAAAUGCAGCCUAUUUUACCACAAACUGGAUGAAGAAAUUUCCUGAGGAGCAAAUCAAGGAAUGUCCUUUCAGAAUAAACAAGACUGAAACCAAACCAGUGCAGAUGAUGAACUUGGAAGCUACAUUUUGCCUUGGUUACAUAAAUGAUUUAAAAACCAAGAUUCUGGAACUCCCCUGUCAUAACAAGCACAUGAACAUGCUCAUCUUACUACCUAAAGAUAUUGAGGAUGAUACUACUGGCUUGGAACAGCUCGAGAAGGAGCUCACUGCUGAGAAGCUGGUGCAAUGGACCAAUCCCAGUGUGAUGGCCAAUACGAAAGUGAACGUGUUUCUUCCUAAAUUCCAGGUCAAAGGAGAGUAUGAUCUGAGGCCCGUCUUGGAGACCCUCGGCAUGACCCACCCGUUCGAUGAGGGUGUGUCUGAUUUCUCUGAAAUGUCAGAGGCCAAAGGGGUGGUUCUGUCGCAGGUCCUCCACAGAGUCUCACUGGACGUAGUUGAAGAUGGGGCCGACUCCCGAGAUGUGCCAGGAUAUCGGAUCCUACAACACAAAGAUGAAUUUAAAGCUGACCAUCCAUUUAUUUUCUUCUUUAGGCACAACAAAACUCGCAGUAUUGUUUUUGCUGGCAGAUUCUGUUCUCCGUAAACAGAACAUGAGAAAAAUCUAGAUUCAUAAAUAUAUAUAUUACUUCCCUUUUUCUAUAAACCUUUGAAA
This is a messenger RNA of Euleptes europaea (tarantolino), 1231 nucleotides long. It is a transcript of the gene SERPINB5, whose product is annotated as serpin family B member 5. The transcript has 7 exons. Lineage: Eukaryota; Metazoa; Chordata; Lepidosauria; Squamata; Sphaerodactylidae. Gene Ontology annotation, molecular function: serine-type endopeptidase inhibitor activity. Gene Ontology annotation, biological process: negative regulation of endopeptidase activity. The coding region runs from base 32 to 1162 and encodes 376 amino acids. The record is from RefSeq and is a predicted model, not a curated record.